Messenger RNA from Cephus cinctus (wheat stem sawfly), 1276 nucleotides. It is a transcript of the gene Su(P), whose product is annotated as prostaglandin E synthase 2. Gene Ontology annotation, cellular component: mitochondrion. Lineage: Eukaryota; Metazoa; Arthropoda; Insecta; Hymenoptera; Cephidae. Bases 36 to 1211 code for a protein of 391 amino acids. The record is from RefSeq and is a predicted model, not a curated record. The transcript is spliced from 5 exons. Gene Ontology annotation, molecular function: prostaglandin-E synthase activity.
GUCAGUUUACCAGGGUCCAGUAACUAGUAUCAAAAAUGGCGACGUUCUACAAAUUAUUGAGGUUUGGAAGAUGCUGUGUUUUUCUGAAUAAGAAUGUUAACAAUACAAUCGGAAAAUCCCGAUGCUUUCGUACGGUCGUCGAGCAGCCAAAACCAAAAAAUUUCUUGAAAAUCAGUUUAAUCAGCGCCAGUAUCGGUGUUCUGGUUGGUACAGGUUAUUCCUUCAAGAAAAUUAGCCAAGAAAGAAAGAAUAUUGCAUUAGAGGGCACCGAAACACAGAUUGAAUUAUUAAAAUACAAGCCGCCUAUCACUCCCUCACGAAAGAUUGUUUUUCCUACUGACACAACGGGGCUGAAGCUUACAUUAUACCAAUACCAGACGUGUCCUUUUUGCUGUAAGGUACGAGUUUUCUUAGAUUACUAUGGCAUAUCUUAUGAUGUUGUGGAGGUGGAUCCUGUACUCCGUAAUGAGAUUAAAUGGUCAAAUUACAAAAAAGUACCAAUUCUUCUUGCUAAAGUCGAUAAGGGGUACCAGCCAUUAAAUGAUAGUUCAAUGAUUGUCUCAUUAUUAUCAUCCUAUCUAACUGAAAAAACACAAGAAAUGAAUGAACUUGCAAAGUAUUAUCCAAUCAUAGCUAUGCAUGAUGAUGAUGGAAAGUUUAAACAUGAAGUGGUAAAUAAGUAUUUCCUGAUGUAUGGUAGUUCUAUACCCAAAGAUAGAACAAUGAACGAUAUCGUGGAAGAACGUAAAUGGAGAAAAUGGGCGGACGAUGUUCUCGUCCACGUACUAUCUCCAAAUGUGUACAGAUCUUUGGAUGAAGCUUAUCAAACCUUUAAUUGGUUUUCAAAGGUUGGACAAUGGGAGGAAUAUUUCCCUGCUUGGGAACGUGUUAUAAUGAUAAAUGUGGGUGCUUGUGCCAUGUGGUUGAUUUCAAAGCGUCUCAAAAAACGUCAUCACCUUAAACAUGAUGUGCGCGAGUCGUUUUACGAUGAAGUGAACUAUUGGUUAGAUGGUAUUCGUGCUGGUGGUGGCCAAUUCAUGGGGGGUGACAAUCCAAAUCUCUCUGAUUUGGCAGUGUAUGGAAUUUUGAAGAGUAUUGAAGGCUGUGAAGCAUUUAGAGACCUUCAAAAAAAUACGGAUGUUAGUGUGUGGUAUAAUGCCAUGAGAGAGAAAGUUGACGGACAUGCAGGAAGUGAAUUUAUAAAUGGUUAACACAUGAAAAGUUGUCCAUAUUUACAGUCAUUUAUUAAUUUAAAAAAUAAAUAGUGUUAAAAGUA